UUCAAUCAUUGGCACGGGUGGCUCUGGGAAGACCACUCUUGCCAGGAAAAUCUACAAUGAUGUUGUCAUCAAAAGUCAGUUUAAUUGCCGUGCGUGGGUCUGUAUAUCUCAAAAUUUCCGAACCAGAGAACUGUUGCUUGAAAUUUUGAAGUCAGCUGAGAUGCCAAAAUCAGAUGAGUUGACAAGGAAGAAGCUGUUCAAAUGCUUGAGUGAGGAUGAACUAAAAAAGAAGCUAUUUAGAUGCUUGCAAGGGAGGAGGUACCUAAUAGUCAUUGAAGACAUUUGGAAACCUGAACAAUGGGAUGAGGUAAGUUCUGUUUUUCCUUGUAACUCAAACAGAAGCAGAAUAUUGAUUACUAGCAGCAUAAAAGAAGUAGCUUCACAUGCAAGUCUUACUCCUCCCCACUCUCUCCGAUCUCUUAACAAUGAUGAAAGUUGGGAACUCUUUAACAGGGAGGUGUUCCGAGAAGGAACAUGUCCUUCCGAGUUGGAAGCUCUCGGAAGAAAAGUUGUGAAAGAUUGUCGUGGUUUACCACUUUCUAUUGUAGUAUUAGGGGGCCUUUUAGCAUACAAAAAGAAGAACUAUCAAACAUGGUCCAAAUUGAUUAGCAACGUAAAUUGGCGCCUUACUGAGGCUAAUACAAUAUGCAAAGACAUACUAGACUUGACCUACAUCCACCUGCCUCUGUACUUGAAACCUUGUUUUUUGUAUUUUGGUGUUUACCCCGAAGGCUUUGAAAUCCCUGUAAGGCAACUAAUUCAACUGUGGGUAGCUGAGAGAUUCAUUCAGCAAACUAAAGAUAGGGAGCCAGAGGAUGUUGCUCAAGAGUACUUGGACGAGCUCAUAGAUCGAGGCUUGAUCCAAGUGGGUAGGCGGAGGACAGAUGGAGGGGUAAAGACAUGCCAUGUCCAUGAUAUUUUGCGAGAUUUUUGCAUAUCAAAGAGUGCGGAAGAGAGGUUUUUUGAGGUUUGUACAAAUGUUAACCUUAACCUUUUAUCCGUUAAAAAAUCCCGUAGACUUUCCAUCCAGGGUAGCAUUGAUCCAUAUAUUUCUUCAAAUCCCCCUCACUUUUCCCGUUCUUUGUUGUUUCUUGGUCAACAUACAUAUGCAUUCGACUCAAACCACUGGAAAUGGGUCCUCGAAAACUUCAAGCUUCUUCGAAUGCUUAAUUUCGGGUGUGUAGAUCUCUACUCCAUUCCCACAAGGAUAGAAGAAUUGAUCUAUUUGAGGUACUUGGGUAUAGAAUCUGAUGCUCUGAAAGCUAUUCCAGCUUCCAUUUGCAAGCUUGACAGACUAGAAACACUUGAUUUUAGAGGUACCUUUCUGAAUUGUUUGCCAGAAGGAAUAUGGAAGCUUCCAAAUUUAAGGAAUUUGUAUAUGUCUGGGCCAGUUGAAUAA
Molecule: messenger RNA, 1399 nt
Organism: Corylus avellana
Lineage: Eukaryota; Viridiplantae; Streptophyta; Magnoliopsida; Fagales; Betulaceae
Source: RefSeq, a predicted model, not a curated record